Molecule: messenger RNA, 3504 nt
Organism: Cladocopium goreaui
Lineage: Eukaryota; Dinophyceae; Suessiales; Symbiodiniaceae
Source: the annotation of a GenBank genome assembly
AUGGAUGAUCAAGGAGAAGAAGAGUAUGUCGAUUGCCUCGUGAAUGAAGGCGACGAGGACGCCACAUUGGUGGCGGAUUUCGAAGCUACAGCAAUCGAGUUGUUGCAGGAUGAUCCGGAAUUAUCCUCAGCCUUUAGUGCCUAUACUGAGGCUCGUCGCAGGUUAUCCGAAAAGUUCAAGAACAGAGGCUUUUGGACGACAUCCAGCCGAUCAACGUCACAAUCGACCAAGGGAAAGUUUGGUUCAUCAAAGGGUUCUGGGAAGGGAAAGAAUGCAUGGCAGCAAAAGCCUCGACGUAGCUUGCAAGAUCGAAUCUUGAAUUCGUACUGCCGGAACUGCAAUAGGAAGGGUCACUGGAAGGCGGAAUGCCCAUUCCGUCAGAGCAACAGUCAAGCUUCCUCAACAGCUGCCGGAGGAACCACAGGAUCGUCGAGCAUGCCAGCCACUGCAGUAUCCACAGAUCAGCAAGACCAAGAUGUUCUUCCCCUGGAAUUUUUGAGUGAGAACCGAGCACCCGCCAAGAUGCUGCUAGCCGACACGCUGAGAAGACAGCGUGAAAUGCAUCCGAAACACCAGAUGUGUGUUCAUGCCAAGAGCCCACUGACAGAGUCGAAACAUGUAGGAACGCCUUUCCUCAUCAGCAAUACGCUCAUGAGAGCAAUCGAGAUUCCAGCAACGACGACCGUGGAGAGCCUGGACCACCUUCGACUGGAAGAUCUGGUCACAGAGACCAUUUCGUUCGGCCAGAAGCAUCAGGGCCAUUCCUAUCAGGAAGCAUGGGAAGACCAAGAAUGGGUCCACUUCAUGAUCAACCGCUACCAAGGAUCGACGAAGGAGAGCCACCGCAGAUUCAUGAGGUUUAUCGAGCUCAAGAUCGAGGAGAUGGAACAAGCACAGAUCGUGCUGCCUCGCCGCCAGACCCCGAGCGGGCAGAGUCAUCUCCAAGCGCGACCAAAGCCCAUGGCAAAGAGCCUAGCCACGCCCACCUCUUUGCAGGCUGGGGUCGACGACUGGGAUGUGGAGUCCGAGAUGUUCAUCCCAGUGACUACGGCCUAUGCCUCGGGCCAAACCUCAGAAGAAGUGAUGGCCUUGCAGACCAGAAUGUUGAACAUGGAGAAUGCACUGACCCGAGUAAUCCAUCACAUCGAAGAGCAGGCCAUGCAGAACAAGGGCCACCAGGGGACCGAGGCAGUGAUGGAAGAACUACCACGAGUAGGAGAACCCAAUACCACUCCGCCGGUGGUUGUGAAACCGCCCCUGGAUCCGAUCGUGGCACAGCAAGGACCUCCGACAGAAAUGGUGGUGGACUCUGGAACCGAAAUGAAUAGCCAAGAAUUUGCAGAAUUCACACAGCGAUUCAAUAUCCGUACCACCACGACGGCUCCAGAGGCGACACAAGAGGAGUCAAGCAUGAGUCCACUCAGUUUUCGCCAAACCUUGGCGAUCAGAGAAGCGGCCCGCCGAUCGUCUUUGCCAGAGGAGGGAUCACCUGAAGAAAUGCCUGAAGAAGAACUCACUGAGCCUGCCAGUCCUGGAGACCAGGAAUUGCUGUACCUGACCUGCCAUGAACCAACAAAUGCGUUCACGUGCGAAGACGCGGGCACCUUGAGUUGGUCAUGUGAGUUUGACAUUCCUCUGGAAGAACCUCUAUAUGAACGAACACCUAAUGCUGAAGAGACCUGGUUACUCUUAGCGACAGCCACAAAGAAGCAAAGAACAGAGGUGAAGUUGUCAAACUUGUCCGCAGCUGAGUUUACAGAAUUCCAAAAGGCCAAACAGGCUGAAGUGGAUAACUGGAUCAAGACUGGGAUCAUCAGCGCCAUUCUCAAGAAUCAAAUUCCAGAAGAACAAAAUUUAAGGUGCCGUUGGAUCCUCACAUGGAAACCUCUUGACAAUAUCAGCCAAAAGGAAAACACGACCCUGCAAGAGAAAGCCAAAACUACCUGCCAGAACCGGUCCCAUAAGGCUAAGGCCAGGUUGGUGGUACUGGGGUAUCUAGAUCCCAAAUUAGAAGAGGUUCCUCGUGAUAGCCCAACCCUUAAUAAAACUUCCAGAAUGAUCGUUCUACAAACUAUUGCCUCUCACUCUUGGAAAAUGAGAUCUUUUGAUAUAAAGGCCGCAUUCCUCCAGGGACAGCCCCAAGCUGACAGGGUAAUAGCCAUAGACCCGGUCCCAGAGUUGAGAAAGGCCAUGAACCUAAAGCCUCAAGAAAUAUGCCGACUGAAUAAGGGAGCAUACGGUCUCAUAGACGCCCCGUAUCUAUGGUACUGUGCUCUGGUGAACGAACUCUUGCGCCUUGGCUUUGAAGCGUGUCCUUUUGAUCCCUGCUGUUUCGUGCUUAGAACACCUGCCACCAAAGAACAUGACAGCAGACUGGAAGGAAUUUUGGGAAUCCAUGUAGAUGAUGGGAUAGGUGGGGGAAGCCCAGUUUUCGAAGAAGCCAUCAAACAACUUGAAAAGACAUUCCCAUUUGGUUCCCACAAAGUUUCAGCAUUCACCUUCACAGGAAUCGAACUCAAUCAACACCAUGACUUUAGCAUCACAAUGAACCAAUCAGCCUACGUGCGUAAGAUCAAUCCAAUUACAAUCGAAUCCAACAGAAAAUCCCAACUUGAAAAUCCAGUCACCGAACCCGAGAGAUUAGCCUUGCGCGGUCUUGUAGGGAGCUUACAAUACGCAGCUAUAAACACCAGACCAGAUCUCUCCAGCAAAUUAUCAUUUCUCCAAUCUACACUUAACCAUGCCAAAAUCGAAAAUUUGAUGGAUGCCAAUCGCCUACUACAUGAAGCCAAGAAACACCAUGAAGUUACAAUCACUAUCAAACCAAUACCAUACUCAGAUUUCAGAUUCCUUGCAUUCUCAGACGCUUCAUUUUCAUCAUCAACCAAACCCGAUUCACAUGCAGGCUCCAUUAUAGUAGGAACUCAUCGAGACAUCAAUCAAAACUGUCAGUGUCCAAUCAGUCCACUCACAUGGGGUUGCAGAAAGAUUCAGAAGGUGGUGACAAGCACUCUUUCAGCAGAGACGAUGGCUUUGUCUUCAACCCUUGACCAGCUGAGCUGGCUGAGACUGUUUUGGAGUUGGAUACACGAUCCGACAGUGCAGUGGAGGAAGCCCGAAGAUGCCCUUCAGAAAUUGGCACCAGCCAUAACCGUUCCCACGAAAUCAGAGGAUGCCGACCUCACGAUAACUGAUUGUAAAAGCCUCUUUGACAUGAUAACACGAACUGCUCCACCUUCAUGUUCAGAAUUUCGUGUACAAUUGAUGGCAAGAGCAAUCAAGGAGUCUUUGAGAGAGGGCACCAUCCUCCGAUGGGUUCCGAGCGGGGCACAACUGGCCGACGCACUUACAAAAGCUAUGGAGUCCAACUUUCUAAGGGAGACCUUAAGAUUGGGAUACUAUAAGCUGUGUGACGAAGCCUCCACUUUGAAAGAACGUGCCAAGACCAAAGACCGAUUGAGAUGGCUCCGGUCGCAACCUGAAUCUCAUUCGAAUAAAAUAUAA